UCUCCUCCCCUAGAAACUAGACGAGCGUCUUUUUCCAUGUGACGUCACGACGGCAACAUCAGCUGGGAGCCAGGUCCACCUCUCUGCUGCCCAUCGCUGCUCGUAGAACACAGAUACAUGAGAUCCCCUGUCAUCCCUGAAAUGGCGACACAGGAGGUUCAACCCACCGAGACCCUCUGCAAUCUCAAGACCGAGUCGGAGACGCUGAAGUCGAAGCUCGAAGAGGAAAGGGCAAAGCUGCACGAUGUCGAGUUACACCAAGUGGCAGAGAAGAUCGAGGGGUUGGGCCAGUUCAUCAUGAAGACUCGGAGAACUCUGAAGGGCCAUGGCAACAAAGUUCUUUGCAUGGACUGGUGCAAGGACAAGAGACGGAUUGUCAGCUCUUCACAGGACGGGAAAGUCAUUGUAUGGGAUGCGUUCACCACCAACAAGGAGCAUGCAGUGACGAUGCCUUGCACCUGGGUAAUGGCCUGUGCCUACGCACCCUCCGGCUGUGCAGUUGCAUGUGGGGGCCUGGAUAACAAAUGCUCAGUCUACCCUCUGUCUCUGGACAAGAACGAAAACCUGGCAGCUAAGAAGAAGUCUGUUGCCAUGCACACAAACUACCUGUCUGCCUGCAGCUUCACCAACUCAGACAUGCAGAUCCUGACAUCCAGCGGCGACGGAACAUGUGCAUUAUGGGAUGUGGAGAGUGGCCAGCUGCUGCAGAGUUUCCAUGGCCACGCAGCCGACGUGCUCUGUCUGGACCUGGCCCCGUCCGAGACCGGAAACACCUUUGUCUCAGGGGGCUGUGAUAAGAAGGCCAAUGUGUGGGACAUGCGGUCAGGACAAUGCAUCCAGUCUUUUGAGACCCAUGACUCAGACAUCAACAGUGUCAGGUACUACCCCAGUGGAGAUGCGUUUGCAUCUGGCUCUGACGAUGCUACUUGCCGUCUAUAUGACCUGAGAGCGGACAGAGAGGUCGCCAUUUAUUCCAAAGAAAGCAUCAUUUUUGGUGUCUCCAGUGUUGACUUUUCUCUCAGUGGGAGGCUACUUUUCGCCGGCUACAAUGACUACACCAUCAACGUGUGGGACGUUCUGAAGGGAACCCGGGUGUCCAUUCUGUUUGGCCACGAGAACCGGGUCAGCACCCUGCGGGUGUCCCCCGACGGGACGGGUUUCUGCACCGGGUCCUGGGACCACACCCUCAGGGUCUGGGCUUGAGGAGGUAGAUGGAGAGGCAGAGGAAGACUUAGUAAUGGAGAGAGCUAUUGGAGAGAAGAUGCUCAAAGUUCAGUUUGCUUGAGUACAAUCAUGAAAAUAGUGUCUCAUAGUCUGUUUUAUAUAUACACAUAUAUAUAUAUAUAUAUAUUUAUAUAUAUAUAUAUACAUACAUACAUAUAUAAUACUAAAUGAUGACACUGGGCACUGUAUAUACAUCCGUGAUAAAAAAUACAUUUAUAGGAUUAUUCGACCUUGUGGAAUAAUACAGUAUACUGUAGUAUGAUAAGCAAAAUUGCACAAUAUUCAGGGUAAUGGCUAUAGUUACUUGUGAAAUUUAUAUUUCAGACAGUUACAAUUGUACAAUGUCAAUUUAGGAUAGAGGUGAAAUGAAAUGAUAUGGUAGGAUAUUGUUUUGCACCCAGGAAGACGAUAUGCGUCCGAAUUUUAUAUCCUAUAACACACAUCACCUACCCCUGAACUGCCUGUGUUUUCAGUUACUUACAUGGCAAUAUGACUAUGGUUUAGGUGAACGGUAAGUGGUCAUGUUAUUUUUUGGAUUCUUUCAAGCCUGAAGCUGGUUCUUACUUUUAUUCCCCCCUGAUCUACAAAUCACUUGCGUUAUGUGCACAAUCCACCACAUAAAAUACCCCCUGAAUUACUAGGUCCCCUUUCCAUAACAUGUGAAAAUAUGUUUAAGCUCUCAGAACUUGGUCCCCCUCAUUGAGAUAUCUUAUGUCUGUGAUUUCAUAUUUAUUGCAAUUAUUUUAUUGUAGCUAAGUGUACAUAUCAGUUAUUUAAGGAAAUGUUAUGAAUACCAUAUAUACAAAAACAAUAAAUCGGGAUUUCAAGAUU
Gadus morhua (Atlantic cod) is the source of this 2055-nucleotide messenger RNA. It is a transcript of the gene gnb5a, whose product is annotated as guanine nucleotide binding protein (G protein), beta 5a. The record is from RefSeq and is a predicted model, not a curated record. The coding region runs from base 118 to 1203 and encodes 361 amino acids. NCBI's taxonomy places the organism in Eukaryota, Metazoa, Chordata, Actinopteri, Gadiformes, Gadidae. Gene Ontology annotation, biological process: signal transduction. Gene Ontology annotation, molecular function: protein binding. The transcript is spliced from 11 exons.